Molecule: messenger RNA, 1248 nt
Organism: Erigeron canadensis
Lineage: Eukaryota; Viridiplantae; Streptophyta; Magnoliopsida; Asterales; Asteraceae
Product: tRNA-splicing endonuclease subunit Sen2-1-like
Exons: 2
Coding region: 136-993 (285 amino acids)
Biological process (GO): tRNA splicing, via endonucleolytic cleavage and ligation; tRNA-type intron splice site recognition and cleavage
Cellular component (GO): tRNA-intron endonuclease complex
Molecular function (GO): tRNA binding; tRNA-intron lyase activity
Source: RefSeq, a predicted model, not a curated record
UCAAUCAGAAUCAGAUAGCAGCAACCAGCAAGGCAAGCUAAGGUAAAACCCACCACAUCACAACUCUGCCCAUUACCGCCAUCCCUCCUUUCCCUGGAUUGCUUCUAAGAGAUAGGCCGGGAGAGAAGCAUAAAAAUGGUUCCAACCAGCCUUCCAACUAGUGGAUUGCGCUUACUAUCCUACUGUAAUCAAAGUUACAGUGGCGGCCUUGCUCUUCGUCCACUACUUUCUAUAUGCUCUCCUGCCUCAAAUUUCUACUCUGCAAUCAAAUCAAAUGGACAUCAAAAGAGGAAUCAUAGUUCCUGUCUCUCUUCGUCUAUAUCUUCAUUUAUGCCAAAAGUAUUACGAGUGGCAUCAAAAUCAAGAACAUUAUGUACAUCCUCAAGUGUAACCGCAGAUCCUUCUACUCCCACAACAACAUCCCCAGGUGAUAACAAAGAGAAAGAAGAGGUGGUUGUUGAUAUGAUGAAAGUAAAAGAUAUGGCAAAUACAUUAGACAUAAGGGUCGGAAGGAUCUUGAAGGCAUGGAGACACGAAGAGGCUGAUUCACUCUAUGUCGAAGAAGUAGACAUUGGUGAAUCUGAGCCAAGAAUAAUCUGUAGUGGGCUCGUGAAAUACAUCCCACUUGAAAAUCUGCAAGACAAAAAUGUAGUGGUUCUUGCUAAUUUAAAGCCUAGAAAUAUGCGUGGGGUGAAGUCAGCUGGAAUGCUUAUGGCUGCUUCUGAUGCAUCACACGAGAACGUUGAGCUACUUGAGCCUCCAGAGGGGUCGGUUCCAGGUGAGAGGAUAUGGUUUGGGACUGAAGAUGAGAAAGAGACACUUCCAGAAGCUGCCUCGGCUAACCAAAUUGCAAAGAAAAAGAUAUGGGAGCAAGUGCAGCCUCAUUUGGCUACAACUGAUUCUUGUGUUGCUACAUUAGGAGGUACGCAUUUGAUGCUAACUUCUGCUGGUUCAGUGCUUAGUAAAACCUUGACGAACGCAAAUAUAGCAUGAUCUUUGAGAAUUAAAACCUUAUUGCUCAUGCUAUAUGCAUUGCUAGAAGCAUAUUAGCAGUUUUGGUUCAUCGAGAUUGUGGUUUACUGCUACAUAAUUGUUUUAUGGGUCGAGUUUUGUUACCAGGUUAACUCUAUAACUGUGAGUGGUACAUUAUCUUUGCUUCUUUAAGUUUAGUGAAAACAUGAUUACAUGAAUACUAGAAUUUUUUUUUUGAGGGCUUAUACCAGGACUUGUUAACGAAAAUUCUGAAAA